CGAGAGCCGCGCGGACGCGACUUCCGGCGUUGGCACCGCCCCCUCCCCACAGCCGCGACCGGCGGCGGCUCCGGGACCUCGAAAAACCAAAAAAAAAAACCCCCGAGCCUUCAAAAUCCCCCCCAAAAACCGCAGCCGGGGCCUCCUCGGUGAGCGGGAAUCCCCCCCGCGCCUCUCCCGGCCCGCGGAGGGGACGGCGGCGGGAGCGGGAGGGUCAAUGAGUCGGGGGGAUGGAGCCCGAGCCGGGGGGUGACGCCCCCAGGACCCCCAGUGUCCCCUGGCGCAGCUACAAACUGGUGCUGGACCCUGCCCUGCGCCGGGGCGGGCAGAAGCUCUACAGAUACGAUGGCGUCCACUUCAGUGUCCCCGACUCGGGAUUCCCCCCAGCCGGGCCCGUGCAGGACCCGCGUCCCCGAAGGAUCUGGGCCAAGCACCGGGACCUGUCCCUGCCCGUCCCCAAGUUCAAGCUGGACGAGUUCUACGUGGGGCAGAUCCCCCUGAAGGAGGUGACGUUCGCUCGCCUCAACGACAACAUCCGCGAGGGUUUCCUGCGGGAAAUGUGCCGCAAGUUCGGCGAGGUGGAGGAGGUGGAGGUGCUGCUGCACCCCAAAACCCGCAAACACCUGGGGCUGGCCCGCGUCACCUUCGGGACGUCCCGCGGCGCCAGGGACACCGUCAGGCACCUGCACAACGCCACCGUCAUGGGCACCGCCAUCCACGCCCAGCUCGACGUCAGGGGGCAGCAGAGGAUGAAGCUGUAUGAGCUGAUUGUGAACGGCUCCUACACGCCGCAGACAGUCCCCACGGGAGGAGGCAAAGCCUCGGGGGACCGGGGGGACACGCCGCCCCCCCCGGCUGAGCCCCUCCGGCGCCGCUCCUCGUCCGAUGGCGCCUUCGCCCCUCCCCCCCCCGGCAACGGGACCCCCCAGGAUGGGGGAGGGGCGGGGGGGUUCGGCCCCUUUGCCCCUCUUCCCCCACCCGGACCCCCCUUCGGGCCCUUUGCAGAUGGAGCCCCCUCCCCCUAUGGGGGCAGGCUUCCGUACCCCACAGAGCCCUUCCCCUCCCCCCGCCGCCCUGCCGACAGUGGGGGAGGGUCUGGGGGGGGUUUCCCUUCUCGCCGCCAACCCCUCAUGGCCGUCACUCUCCCCCCACCACGCUCUCUCCCCGAUUUUGGGGCGUCCCCUCCAGCCCUUUACGAUCUUUUGGGGCGCUUGGGGGUGGGGGGCACCCGCUGGGGGGGGGUCCCGGCCUCUUUCCAGCUUCAGACGCAGCUCCUGAGCCGCUUGCGGGCCUCGGCCGCAGCAGGGGGCUCCAAGCCCGCCUUUGGGGUGCCCCCCUACGCCCCCCACCCCUCCCACUUCACCCCUGCCCCGCACCAUUUCUCGGCGUUCUCGCCCCAAUUCGUGGAGGAGCGACCCCCUGGCACCGACCCCGCACCCCCUCCCCCGCCACCGCCGCCCCCCCCGGAGCCCCCUGGCACGUCCCCGCCCGGCAUUUCGGGGUCCCCGGGGCUCAGGGCGGGUCCCGUGGAGGGGGUGCUGGCGGCCCUGGUCCAGGAGAUGAAGGCGACGAUGCAGCGUGACCUGAACCGGAAAAUGGUGGAAAACGUGGCUUUUCGGGCCUUCGACGCGUGGUGGGAGAGGAAGGAGGAGCAGGUCAAGCCGUUCCAGUCGGGCCGGGGCCGGGAGGAGGCCCCGGAGCGGGCGAGGCCAAAGGAGCCCCCUCCCGCCCUCCUSUCGCUCGUGGACUGGGCCCGGGGCGGGGGAUCGGGGCUGCGGGGAGCCCUCAGGCUCCCCUCCUUCAAGGUGAAGCGGAAAGAGCCCUCGGAGCUGUGUGAAGGGAGCGAGGAGAAGCGACCCCGGCCCCCCACUCCUCCUGAGGAGGAUGAGGAUGACAAGGAGCCCCCCCGUGCAGAAGCCCCCGGGAAGCGCCGGAAGCUUUUCCGGCUGGACAGCGAAGGCGAGGAGGCGUCCGAGGAAUCGUCCUCAGCCAAGGAGGAGGAGGAGGAGGAGGAGGAGGAGGAGGAGGAAAACGAAGCCGAAGCGGCGGUGCAGAGGAGGAGGAGGAGGAGGGGGAAGGGGGAUCCUCCCUCAUCCCAAUCACGCAGGGACGGGGACAGACGGGCUCCCCCGUGCCGGGGACACGAGAAGGAAGAAGAGCAGGAGAAGGAGGAGGAGGAGGACGAGGAGGAGGACGAGGAGGAGUUGGGGGACGAGGCCGAAGGUGGCAGCGAAGCUUCCUCCAAGUUCUCCCUGUACGAGGGGGCUGGGGGCAGUGCCUCCAGCAGCUCCUCGUCUCCUCCCCCAUCAUCCUCCUCAUCUUCCUCUUCGUCUUCCUCAUCCUCUUCUUCCUCUUCCUCCUCUUCUGAGGACGAGGCCGAGGAGCCCCUGGGACCCCCCCGGUCCCCCUCGCCCAAGCCGGUCCCUCCCCCGCCACCGCGCCUCUCGUCGCCCAUCCCUGACCACGCUUCAUUGGUCAAGAGCUGGGGGGGGGAUGGGGACGAUUUUGGGGGCAUCCCAGGGGGCCCCUCCCGGCGCCCCCCGCCUCGGCGCCCCCCCCGCGCUCCCGCAGAGCACUUGGGGGCCACGUCACUGCUGGAACUGGCCCGUGGGCACCAAAGCUCCCCCCAGAACUGUUCCCAAAGCGGGGGGGACCUGGCCGUGCUGGCGGCCAUCGCYCUCACCCAGGGCGGCAGCGACGCUGAUGACGCCGAUGACUCCGAGGACGCUGCCGCCGACGUCCCCCCGGCUCCCCGGGACGCCCCUGUGCUGCUGGAGCACAACUACGCCAUGCCGGCGCGGGCGGGGCCCCCCAAAACGCUGCCGGCCCCGCCCACCAUCACCGGCCCCGCCCUGUGCUUGGAGGCCACUGCUGCCGAGGUGCUCGAGGCCCCCGAGGAGGUGGUGGCCGAGCUGCCCCCGCCCGGUGUCACCGAGAGGGAUUCGAGGACCCCGCUGGCCCCGCCGCCACGCCGCAAACGGCACCGGCCGCCCCCGCCCUCGUCCUCGAGCGACAGCGAGGCUGACGACGACGAUGAUGACGAUGACAGCAGCAGCGAUGACGGUGAUGGCAGCGGUGGUGCCCGGUGCUGGCUGCGCCCCCGCGGCGUCCCCCCGCCGUCCCCGCCGGCCACCUUCGCGCCACGCAGCGAGUUCGAGCAGAUGACCAUCCUGUACGACAUCUGGAGCGCUGGGCUGGACGCCGAGGACGCGCGCUACCUGCGGCUGACCUACGAGCGGCUGCUGCAGCAGGAUGGGGCUGCGCACUGGCUGAAUGACACCCACUGGGUGCACCACACCGUGACUAGGACGAGCAGCCCUCGGCGCCGGCGCCGGUGGCCGGAGUGCCGGGAGCACCGGACGGGCAGCGCCCGCAGCGAGGGCUACUACCCCAUCAGCCGGCGCGAGAAGGCGCGGUACCUGCGGCCGUGCCCUGCGCCCCGGCCCGACCCCGACGUGCCGGACACCCAGGGUCCCAACCGUGUGCUGUCGGAGCGACGCUCAGAGCAACGGCGGCUGCUCAGCGCCAUCGGCUCGGCCGCGCUGCCGGACAGUGACCUGCUCAAGCUCAACCAGCUCAAGUUCCGGAAGAAGCGGCUGCGCUUCGGCCGCAGCCGGAUCCACGAGUGGGGCCUGUUUGCCAUGGAGCCCAUUGCGGCCGACGAGAUGGUCAUUGAGUACGUGGGGCAGAACAUCCGCCAGGUAGUGGCCGACAUGCGGGAGAAGCGCUAUGCCCAGGAGGGUAUCGGCAGCAGUUACCUGUUCCGCGUGGACCACGACACCAUCAUCGAYGCCACCAAGUGCGGCAACCUGGCGCGCUUCAUCAACCACUGCUGCACGCCCAACUGCUACGCCAAGGUCAUCACAAUCGAGGCGCAGAAGAAGAUUGUCAUCUACUCGAAGCAGGCCAUCGGUGUUAACGAGGAGAUCACCUAUGACUACAAGUUCCCCAUCGAGGACACCAAGAUCCCCUGCCUGUGCCGCACCGAGAGCUGCCGCGGCACCCUCAACUAGGGCAGCGGGGGUGGGCUGGGGCCAUGUCUGUGCCAUGCCAGGAGGGGCGUUGGGGUGCUGUGGUGCAGUUUUGGUCACCAAGGUUGGUGUUGGCCUCUACAAUCGGCGUUUGAUAACCAGGGUUGGCUUUUGGCUGCUGUGGUAGAUGUGAGGGUUCACCACUGACAUGACACCCCAGGGUUAAUGUUUGGUCACCAGGGUUGAUGUGAGGGGCCACUGCUGACAGGAGGACACCUGAAGCUGACCUUUGGCCACUGCAGUCAAUGUUCAGCUGCUGCUGGUGCCCCAAGGAUGUUGUGAGUGCCAGAGGGGCCACCAUGGGUGACCUUUGGCCAUGGCUGUUGAGACUGGGGGCCACCAUCGCUGACAUAAUGACAUUACUGAUGUUUGGUGACCAAUGACUUGAUGUCACAGCUGUCAGUGGUGCAGUCAUCCUCGUGUUGCCUGUGACAUCAUUGCCUGGCCACCAGUGCCAUUGAGCCCCCCAACAGCCAUGACAUCGCUGCCCCUCCUUGUUCCUGGCAGCGCCCGUAAUGACAUCACCAUGACAUCACCAUAACAUCACGGCACCCCUCUUCCCCCCCCUGAAAAAGGCUCUUUUUCUCCCUUUUUUUUGGCUGUUUCUUGUAGAAACUUGGGGGCGUGUCGGGGGGGGCGGGGCCUGGCCCCCCAUUCAGGGGAGGGGGGGAUGUGAGGGGGGUSUGCCCCUCCCCCAGCCCCCUGCCCAGUCUCCCGGGGCCGCCCGUCCCCCCCAGCUCUGUAAAUACCCCCGGGGGGGUGUAAAUAGCUGUACAUGCCCCUCCCCCCUGUACAUAUGUUGAUACGGGGGGGCCCCUGGGCCCCUCCUUUUUAUAAAGUGGCCACUGAGCUUUG
Messenger RNA from Malurus melanocephalus (red-backed fairy wren), 4886 nucleotides. Its product is annotated as histone-lysine N-methyltransferase SETD1A-like. The transcript is spliced from 20 exons. Lineage: Eukaryota; Metazoa; Chordata; Aves; Passeriformes; Maluridae. The record is from RefSeq and is a predicted model, not a curated record. Gene Ontology annotation, cellular component: Set1C/COMPASS complex. Bases 231 to 4013 code for a protein of 1260 amino acids. Gene Ontology annotation, molecular function: protein binding; RNA binding; histone H3K4 methyltransferase activity.